AGUCCUUCCCAUCGAAAACACUUGAAUGAACAGGUUUUGAAUCCGCAGAACAAGAAUGGCUUUGAAAGGAGCUCAGGCUCUUGCUUUUAUUGCAAGACAAAGAAGCCCAUUUCUUUCUUCUACGAAUCACUAUCUUAAUCUCAGAUUUCAUCAUCCUCCUUCAUUUACAUCACAUUCCAAUCGCCAAGCUGGAACCAUAUAUCAGAUUCGUGCUAUACAGGGGGCAACUGUGGAUCCCUUAAUUCCCAAUAAAGAACAACAAAAAGAAGCAUCGCCUGAGCCAGAGAAUUGGAAGAUUAAAAUGCUUUAUGAUGGAGACUGCCCUCUAUGCAUGCGUGAGGUUAAUAUGCUGAGGGAGAGGAACAAGCAAUAUGGGACUAUAAAGUUUGUUGACAUUGGUUCAGAUGAAUACUCUCCUGAGGAAAAUCAAGGCCUGGACUACAAAACUGUUAUGGGAAGAAUUCAUGCAAUUCUUUCGGAUGGAACUGUAGUUACAGAUGUGGAAGCAUUUAGAAGAUUAUAUGAACAAGUUGGUCUUGGAUGGGUUUAUGCAAUAACUAAAUAUGAACCUAUUGCCACAGUAGCUGAUGCUGUUUAUGGUGUUUGGGCUAAAUUUCGUCUUCAGAUUACUGGUCGACCUCCUUUAGAAGAAAUAUUGGAAACACGCAGGAAGAACAAGGGUGAAGUAUGUGGGAACAGCGAUGCUUGUAAGAUGUGAACUCUCUUGAUAUGUUGUUGGUGAAAAGGAUAUUGAGAGUCUUCUGUCAUUUCUGCAGUAGCUAUUUUAUGAUCUUCUAAACAUUGCUCUGAAAUGAGCACCAAUCACAAUCUUUUCACUGCAUACCUUCUCUCUUUUAGUUUUCAAAGGGAAAGUAUAUGUUUUCAGUCAAUGUAAUGUAUUGGUUACAGAAACAUACAUGUAAAUUUGAUCUUUUUCA
Pistacia vera is the source of this 938-nucleotide messenger RNA. RefSeq lists its product as uncharacterized. The record is from RefSeq and is a predicted model, not a curated record. The coding region runs from base 56 to 718 and encodes 220 amino acids. Gene Ontology annotation, molecular function: protein-disulfide reductase activity. NCBI's taxonomy places the organism in Eukaryota, Viridiplantae, Streptophyta, Magnoliopsida, Sapindales, Anacardiaceae. The transcript is spliced from 8 exons.